Annulohypoxylon truncatum is the source of this 1688-nucleotide messenger RNA. RefSeq lists its product as uncharacterized. Lineage: Eukaryota; Fungi; Ascomycota; Sordariomycetes; Xylariales; Hypoxylaceae. Gene Ontology annotation, molecular function: protein binding. The record is from RefSeq and is a predicted model, not a curated record. The transcript is spliced from 2 exons. Bases 320 to 1360 code for a protein of 346 amino acids.
UGACUGCACAUCACAAACCACACUACUUCUCAUCCUGGCGUCCUGGCCUUAACAGCCACUCGGGGAGCGCGGAAUUCAUCGACCUGGCAUAAGACACAUCGACUGGCACUCACCACCACACCUCGCUGUCAUCGGUCGGCACAUAUUCACGCAAAGUCUCACCGAGGACUGACCUAGUAUAGUAUUUCACUUUGAAUCGUACUCCGCUACGUUGGGGCCACGCCUAACGAAGGAGGGCUAUCCCUACUGCCACUUCAUCAUCAUUACUACCUGGCCGGCAGCCCCGCGCAUCCCGCCGUGGCUAGGCUAGGCUGCAAACAUGUCGGCGCAUUCAGCCCUUGAAGAGCCCGGCUCGCAACAGCACCUCGCUACGAACACUCGAGAAGUAACCUUGGUCACGUCGCGUAACGCGCUGGUACCGCAAGCGACGUCUUCUCUACCUUUUCCAUCGCCGGCUGCCGAGCGUGGCGAUGUUACUCUACGAGAAUCGGCCUCUGGAACGGCCGCCAUUGUUGAUGCCCAACCAACUGCCCUAGUUGCGGAUUCUUUGGACUCCGAGCACCUGGAAUCUCACCCUGGGGUUCUCGAUGGCCGGAUGCGGCCAGCCGCGGGUCAAUCUGUGGAUGUUUCAUGCCCGUCACCAGGUACGGCAGCCUCGUCGGGGGUGUCUCAAUCCGCGCUAGAUGCGUCAUCUACCCAAGAACCGCAUGGAGACGAAAUGGUGGAUGUCAUGGUGACGAGGCCGUCUUUGCUGAGCUGGGGGUGGGACUCGCUCAGUCUAGACGGCCUGCCGAAUGAGGUCUUGAUGCAUAUACUCACCUUCCUAGAUGUGAGUGAUCUGCUAGCUACUUCAAGGAUUAACCAUCACUUUAGAACUCUGUGCCUACACCCUAUCUUGCACACCCUGCGCCUCCGGCGCGCUCGUGUGUCCCUACCACCCCUCCUCACGUCACCUUCACGGCCUACCCUCGCAGAGCUAAUCGCACGUCAUAUCUUCCUGACCCAUACGACGCAAAUCUCACGGCGUCUCGCUCGAAAUCUGGUUGCGAUUCGGCUUUCUCGGCGCCUGCCACUACGUCCAUCUGCCGAGUCGCUCGUUCAGCGCGGAGUGCUUCCACCCGAGAUUGUUGAGGGGAACGUAGCCCCGGGUCUUGUCGCUAAAAAGCGUGCCGUCGAAAAGGAGAGACUUAAGGACGGCCUCCGGCGCUGGGUUGGUGCCGUCUGGCGUGGAGAGGUUAGGGAAAGGAGCGAGGGCGUUAAGAAAUGGGAAGAGCGUGCCGGGGUUGGGAGGGUUUGGCGGUUGAGGAGGUUCUGGGAACGCGUGGGGAAGGAUAGCGAUGACGCACCGGGUGUGCUGUGAUGGAUCUGAUUCGUUUGAAGAGGAUAACAUUUCCUAUUCAUCGCCACCCAUUGCGGUGGCUCAAUAUUCGGCUUUGCUCCGCGGAGUAUUCCAAGUUUGGAUGCAUGGAUGAUAUAUGACUGACGAAGGCUGACAAGAAUUUGCUUAUGAGAACCUUUUCACAUAUGAAGAACUAAGCUCUGCUAGAUACGCAGAAGGGUAACGUAUUUUGACGGCGGUUGAUUUCAAAUGAUUUAACCUGACGACUAGGCGUUCGGGGAUAUCCUCUCAGUUUUGAAUUUCUGUCUCUGGGAAUUAUACUCUCCCUUAACAGUACAUUAUGUAUAUC